AUGGUUAUCUCCCCGGUCCUCAGUCCGAGGCCUAACCCUCCAGGACCAGGCAUGAGGGCUCUUUCAACGAAAACGAAAACGCUCGCGAUUCUCAAUUCCAGCAAUGCGCAGACAGCAACCGCGGCCUCGACGCCUGGAGAUCCAGGACGAGAUCUUGCGGAGCAAAUGAACGAUGAAGUCCGCAAGAGGUUCAUCACAGGCUCCAAACUCGGCGAAGGAACCUAUGCCAUCGUCUACAGCGGCCACUACCGCGAAGAUCCUAGUUCCCUCGUCGCCAUAAAAAAAAUCAAAGUAAACCAAGACUACAAAGACGGCAUCGCCAUGGACGCCAUCCGAGAAAUCAAAUUCCUCUCCGAGCUCGAACAUCCCAACGUCAUAAAACUGCACGCUGUAUUCUCCACCAAAGACCAAAACAUCUCCCUCGUGCUCGAACACCUACCCCUCGGCGACCUCGAGACAUUAUGGAAAACACACACAAUCAGCUACACAUCCGCAGACAUCAAAGCAUGGGCGAACAUGCUAGCGCAAGCCGUAUGGUUCUGCCAUGAAAACUUCAUCCUGCACCGCGACAUUAAGGGCAACAACUUGCUCAUCGCCGCCGACGGCACCGUCAAACUUGCUGAUUUCGGUCUCGCCCGUUCGUUCGCCGACCCCGGACGCAUCAUGACCUACAACGUGAUCACGCGCUUCUACCGUCCCCCGGAACUCCUUCUCGGCGCACGACACUACGGCGGCGGCGUGGACGUCUGGAGUAUGGGCGUCGUCAUCGCCGAGCUCGCGAUCCGAGAAUGGUUUUUACCAUCUGAAACAGACUUUCAGCAAUUGUGUAUUAUCUACGACGUCUUCGGCACCCCGACUGAAGAGACUUGGCCAGGCGUAUCCCAAUUCCAAUUCUACACUGCCCCAGACAAUACACCUGCUCCCAGCCUCACGCUCAAUUCCAGCGCGGCGAACGGCAAUCCCUCACAAAACACUUCUCAACCCGGUCUUAAGCGCGCGCAACCCCUCGGCUAUUGGCGCAACCGUUUCCCGCUUUUAGGCGAAGACGGUAUUGAUUUGAUACGUGGGAUGCUGACGCUCGAUCCCCUCAAACGUCUCUCAGCGCGAGCGGUCCUGGAUCACAGAUACUGGACGAAUGCGCCGCGGCCAACGAAGAAAGAAGAUUUGCCUAGGCAGGGAGGUGGGGAGCAGAAGAUGGGCGAGGAUUUGAAAAGGAGGGGUGGGGAAGUGGACACUGGGCGUGCGGACAAGGUUGCGCGGAGGUUGGAUUUUAGUGCUGUGAGGAAGUAG
Molecule: messenger RNA, 1290 nt
Organism: Lindgomyces ingoldianus
Lineage: Eukaryota; Fungi; Ascomycota; Dothideomycetes; Pleosporales; Lindgomycetaceae
Product: serine/threonine-protein kinase-like protein
Exons: 2
Coding region: 1-1290 (429 amino acids)
Biological process (GO): positive regulation of transcription by RNA polymerase II; protein phosphorylation
Cellular component (GO): transcription factor TFIIK complex; transcription factor TFIIH holo complex; nucleus
Molecular function (GO): ATP binding; cyclin-dependent protein serine/threonine kinase activity; RNA polymerase II CTD heptapeptide repeat kinase activity
Source: RefSeq, a predicted model, not a curated record